This is a messenger RNA of Penicillium soppii, 2529 nucleotides long. RefSeq lists its product as uncharacterized. The coding region runs from base 1 to 2529 and encodes 842 amino acids. The record is from RefSeq and is a predicted model, not a curated record. Gene Ontology annotation, cellular component: nuclear periphery; anaphase-promoting complex. Gene Ontology annotation, molecular function: protein binding. The transcript has 6 exons. Gene Ontology annotation, biological process: protein K11-linked ubiquitination; anaphase-promoting complex-dependent catabolic process; positive regulation of mitotic metaphase/anaphase transition. Lineage: Eukaryota; Fungi; Ascomycota; Eurotiomycetes; Eurotiales; Aspergillaceae.
AUGGCAGACGAGGGACCCCAACUGACGCCUGUCGGGGAAAAGACCCUCCCAGCAAAAUGCAAGGCGCAAGCCGUAGCGUACUGUCCCACAAUGGACCUAAUUGCGCUGGUGACCGAGGAUGAAGAAUUGCGCGUGUUCCGACUUAAUGGACAACGCGUGUUUGGGGGCUCAUUUGGGGGUGAUCCCUACUUAGGCGAGGAUGAGGAGGACGGCGAGAUUAGAGGGAUGGCGUGGAAGGGGAAUGGUCGUCUCCUCGCCGUCGCGUGUGCGGACGCCACGCUCCGAAUCAUCAGUUCUUACAGUGGUAAGACGGUGCACCACUAUCCCGCUUUUCAGCCAAAAGAGGAAGUUUCAGAUUCUUCCCAGAAGCCAAUUCCCAAACCAACAUGCGUGGGAUGGGGUAUCAAUUUCACUGACAGUAGAGCUGCACGGCGGCAUUUGCUUGACUUCGCCGGCCAAGUCUCCAUCGAGGAUCUUCUAACGCCGAGCACCUAUCCCUCCAAAGCAGCUGGUAUUCUGAAAGCAGACUUGCCUAGAGAACUUGCCUUGCUGGACAUCGAGAGCUCCUUGCCUAAGCUGAGUACCCUCCCUGCAACAGGAGGCGAGGACGACGUCUUCAGCUCGCGCGCAUCUAUUGAUGCCAUUUUCCAUUCUACGAGGGAUACAAGUGACUCGGUUGAUGUCCUUUCCGUUGGAUUUGACGAUGGCACCGUCCAUCUGCGCAUCUUUAAUUGCUUUGAGAUUGGCUCUUUUCCCGUGGGCAGCUCUCCUGGUCUCCCUGAGUCGUGUCGUAUCUUGCGACAUGCUUCUCAUCCUUUAAGUUCAACACAUGCUCUGCUGGCAUCGCCCAUGAAGGGAAAUGCCCGGGGUUCCCUCGAUCUGGUCACGAUGGACCUCCGCUUCAUCACCAAGUCUGGGAGGUAUUUGUCACUUCUUGCAUCGAAGACGACCCAGCUCCAGAACCUGCUCCGCUAUAUUGGCCAGGUGCAGAAGCAAAUUGAACUCGAAUGGAAAAAUGCACAGGAGCUUCCGGCACGGUUUUUGCGUAGUGUCAAUGAGGACCUACAAGAGAAAUGCCAAUGUGAUUUCAUCACUGCAAUCUAUCAUCUCGUGGUCACUGGCCAUUGCUUUGAGCCCAUGAAGGAGUUCCUUGUGGACAUUGUUGGGGAAAGAGGCCAUAAGAGAUGGGAGAAAGCUGUCGCAGGCGGAUAUGACAAUAUUCGUCGACUAACACAUGAGUGUCUUCUCCCAGCCUUGGAACGCAGCCAAGUUCUUCUCAGUCGAUUGGUUGGACUGUCCAAAUUCCACAAGCUGAGCGAUGUCCUUGGACUCGAUACAACCAAGCUGAACGGCAUUGUAGAAACACUUGACUGUCUUCACCUUUUGGCGCAUCGCGUCCUCAAUCAUGUCAACGAGGAGCUAGGUCAAUUUAAUGCUUUCGCCAGAUGGCUUCGGCAUGAAAUCCACAUCCUCAACAGCGAACCCUUAUCACAAACUCUGGAAGAGCUGCAAGAAAAGAGGGAUCUAUUUGAUGUCCCCCCCACCGUGAAGUACAUCACAGGAGCCCUGACUAAGAGUGCCCUGCGCAACUUCAUUCGACAGCUUCCUAUGAUCGGAGUCGUUCAGCCACCUGCUCCUCCCCCUGGUCGAUGGCUACCAGAUGGCCAUGACCGUUCAUUCUAUGACACUUUCAAAUCCCUUCUUCAGCAACAACGCCAGGCCCGAGAAAGGGGAGAUAGCACUACCUCAAUUGAGACACCGAAGCUCAACGAUUUGACGAAGCGUCUAGAAAUCCAGUUUCAAAAGGUCUUUGGGGAAAUUGCCCUGACCCAGCGGAGGGGUAUUCUCCAUCGCUCACCUCUCACACUUCACUCUGACUGCGACCAGCAAGUGAUUGAUAUUACUGUUUCUUGCGAGGAUGUUGUCGAAGACCGACCCUGCACUAUAUACGUUGCCACUAGAUCAACCACGUCAAAACACCAAGUCUAUCUCUACCGCGUUGUUCUAGACUCAGUUGGCGGCGUCAGCUCAACGCGAAGCAUUUUACUUGCAAACCUCGACCUCCAAAACGGCGAAGUACGUCAACUGCAAUUCGUAAACGAUGAAACGAUCAUGAUCCUCUGGCGCAAUAAUAAUGGGAUCUCCCACCUCGUUAACAUCCCCUUCCAUCCCGCCUCUGUACAUCAGCAUGAUCUGAAUGACCCGCCAAUUCCAAACCUGAUCUACACUAAGAUUGAUAGCACACCCUCUUCUCCCAAACCUACAACACCCAUCACAGACCUAGAUCUUUCAGCUGGAUACCCCUGGGGAGGUGUUCUCAAACAUACGUUUGCUGCUCAUGGACCUAAAGCGAGACCUGUCCAUAUUGAUGUCAAUGGGCGAAAAGGAAGACGGGCUGUGUGUGUCCUGUAUGGCGACUCUAUGCGCUAUGAGGUUUUGGACCUGGAUGCUGCUAUGGAGGAAGAGGAAGAAAAAGAUGAAUACUCUGAUGAAGAUGAGGAUGUGAUAGAUAGCGAUCAAGAAAACUGA